Penicillium cinerascens is the source of this 2250-nucleotide messenger RNA. RefSeq names its product fungal specific transcription factor domain-containing protein. Gene Ontology annotation, cellular component: nucleus. The transcript is spliced from 4 exons. Bases 1 to 2250 code for a protein of 749 amino acids. The record is from RefSeq and is a predicted model, not a curated record. Gene Ontology annotation, biological process: DNA-templated transcription; regulation of transcription by RNA polymerase II. Lineage: Eukaryota; Fungi; Ascomycota; Eurotiomycetes; Eurotiales; Aspergillaceae. Gene Ontology annotation, molecular function: RNA polymerase II cis-regulatory region sequence-specific DNA binding; zinc ion binding; DNA-binding transcription activator activity, RNA polymerase II-specific.
AUGCCCGAGCGCCGACGACGGCGGCCCCCAGUGAAGCGGAAAAUCAAAUGCAAUCGCGCAUCUCCUUGCAAUAACUGCGUUCGAUCGAAGAGCGGCAAUUGCGUGUACGAGAAUCUGUCGCCCCCUCCAUCGCGACGCCCUCGUCAUGGUCGAAAACUGGAUCUCGACCGGCCAGAGCCUGAACUUUACCAGUUCCCAGUGCCGACAGACCAAUCUUCCCAUACCAACUAUGAUGCCACAGCUUCAAGUCACCAGUCAAAUUCCACGCUGGGAGUAACCGGUUCUGCAGGUCCGUUGACACCGGCCAGUCAAUCGCCGUCUCGAGAAGUGGAGACACUGCGCUUCAAGAUCAAGCAGCUUCAAGAGCAACUGUCGCGUGCGAAUCGAAAAUCGGUCGGGUUGAGUGCCUCCAGCCCGAGUUACAACAUCAGUACGACAACGUCCCACAUCGCCGGGACAUUCCACGUGCAGGGUGAAGUCCCUGCUGAUGGCCGUACGCCGACAAUAUCACGCUCGGUUAUGCACAAGACGAGAGUGUUUGGUCAGAGUCACUGGAUGAACGGAGUCGCUCAGUUCGGGGACAUCCUUGAGACACUUGAACCACUCGUUCAGAACGAGACGUCGAAAGUCUUUAUUGACUUGCAGAAGUGCAAGUACCUGGGAAAGGUCAUAAAGGCCCAAAGGAAACCUCCGUGGCCGUCGCCGCCGACCGCCGAGCUGCCACCAAAAGAUGUGGCAGACGCCCUUGUUGAUAUCUACCUGCGGACAUACGAAACCGUCUACCGAGUAGUGCAUAUUCCAACAUUUAGAAGAGACUACGAUAUGUUAUGGGUGUCAAAUACAACAUCAAAUAUGGCUUUCCUGGUGCAGCUGAAACUGGUUUUCGCGAUCGGCGCAACGAUGUAUGAUGACAACUUCUCCCUACGUCCCUCAGCCGUUCGAUGGGUGCACGAAGCGCAGACAUGGAUAUCGGAGCCGGAGUUCAAAUCCAGAUUGAACACUCAAUUCCUGCAGACUACCAUCCUACUGCUUCUUGCACGAGAAUAUGUUGGUGUCGACGGAGGGUUGAUCUGGAUAUCAACGGGAGAGCUGCUGAGAACGGCAGUGUAUAUGGGACUGCACCGAGACCCCAUCCACCUGCCAAAGACAACAACAUUUGCAACUGAGACUCGGCGAAGGCUUUGGAACACAAUUUUGGAGAUCGUUGUUUCCACAAGCAUGGUCUCUGGUGGACCUCCCCUUCUCUCAUUAGACGACUUCGACACCCAUCCGCCGGGCAACUUCGACGACGAGCAGAUCAUGAAUAAUGAUCCGGUACCAAAGCCCGAAGAGGCAUUCACCCAGGUGUCUAUAGCGCUGGCUCUCCGGAAAUUGUUUCCACUGCGUCUAGCCAUGGCCAGAUCGCUCAACGGGCUCGGUGCCUACAUGACAUACGAAGAGACCAUCCAUAUGGAUUCAGAGCUGCGCAGCUCGUACAAGGCUAUCUGUCAGGCCUUCAAAGUAUACCGGCCUGGGAGUGGGAUUCCACAUUUUGGAAUACGAGCACUCGACUGGCUUAUACGUCGCAACCUAGUCGCGCUACACAUGCCCUUUUUUGCCGGGGCUGUGAACGAGACAGCUUACGCCUUUUCCCGGCGAGUCGUCGUUGAAAAUUUACUCAACCUCUGGAGUGCCGUCUUUCCCUCCUCAUCACGCGUGUCGACUGCGCCAAACGAAGGCCAAACCUCAGCGCAAGAAGAACUGACAAGGCUGACCUGUUGCGGGUCUGGACCGUUUCGAACUGCUUCCAUGCAGGCAUGUUUUCUCAUCGCAACGGAGUUGAAGACACAGCUACAGGAAGAGGAUAGCCUUGGACCUGUUCCACUGCGACAUGAUCUUCUCUCGGUGCUUGAGGAUGCUAAAUAUUGGAACCUGAAGUGCAUUGAAGCUGGAGAGACCAACACGAAGGGAUAUUUGUUUAUUUGCUUGGUCUUUGCACAGAUCAAUGCAUUGAUGACGGGCGUCCCUAAAGAUCAAUUCCCGUACAUGCUUCUACAGGCUGCGGAAGAUGCGGAGUCCACGUGUCUGGCUAUCCUGGAAGAGAAAGCGGGCCAGAGUCAGGAUAUUAGGUCGAAACUGGACGAGAUUGAUGACCUGGCUGUCGAUGCUAUGCCGGAUCUGAUAGGUGAUUGGGCGUUGAUGAUGCCAGAGAGCCAGUUUGACUUUGGUAUAUCAGAGCCAAUGAACUGGGUGUAUAGUGGCUUCGGAUGA